Daldinia decipiens is the source of this 2079-nucleotide messenger RNA. RefSeq names its product PLP-dependent transferase. Lineage: Eukaryota; Fungi; Ascomycota; Sordariomycetes; Xylariales; Hypoxylaceae. The record is from RefSeq and is a predicted model, not a curated record. The transcript is spliced from 2 exons. Gene Ontology annotation, molecular function: cystathionine gamma-synthase activity; pyridoxal phosphate binding. Bases 225 to 2060 code for a protein of 611 amino acids. Gene Ontology annotation, biological process: transsulfuration.
CCGGCAUCCUUCCAUAUUUCCUACGUGCAGCAAUUUACAUAGUAACAUGAAUUAUUCUUGUAUACAACUGCUUACAACCCCCGGUGUUAGUCCCCAUAGUUAACCCAUUCGCAAAUACAUAGCCAUCUUGAUGUUGUCACCACCGAUAAUAUCAACUAACCUAGUGCUAUCUACAUCCUUUCUGCCAUAGAAUAAUAAUUAUACCAACAAGGUAAUACCAAAAAAUGCCUUCAAUCGAGCUGGGAGACUCGAUACCUCCUAACACUGCUCACGCCGUGAGCGUUUCACUUCCAACAUGGAGGUCAAACAUUGGGUACGAGGAGGGGGAGCAAUGGGUUCUUGGCGUUAUGGUUACCGGCUACCCCAGGUUCUUCAUCCAUAAGAGCAUCCAGGCCUUUGGUCGCGACAUCGUCGCCAAGCAUGGUGCUGCCAAUCAGCAAGCCAUUCUUUUUCCCACCAAAAAGACGGCAAACCGGUGUCUCGAGUUCAUUCGAAACAAAGCGCUCGAGUCGGAUUUGAAGGACCUCGACGUCCUCCACUUGGUCUUGGACCCGACUAAGAAGGCCCCGGCGGGAUUGCCUGACACGCCGUCCAUCUCGGCCGUUUUGUGCACUUCUGAUUCUUUCCCUUUUGCUAAGCAGUACUGGCAGCACUCCGGCGACGGUGUUUCUAGCCGCCGUGCUGAAUUCUACCAUGCGCUGUUCAAAGAGAAUAUGCUCGUACCCGAGGACAAGGCGUCGUCGUCGUCGCCCCGUCCGUUAAACAAGUUGGGUCGUGGGCCGAAAAGGUAUCGACGGACAGCUUCUAUCGACGACACUCAAAACGGGUCCAACGGGUCAAACAACAAUCGCCAGUAUCCCGUAACCCUUGACCCUCCUGCCGACGAGACAACGACAGAUGCUCUCGAAAGCUCAAGGUUCCUAGAAGAGCGAUACGGGCGAAAUCUCGACCUCUCCCUCGUCCCUAACGCCAAGUCAGCCAUCAGGCGCCGCAUCGCCGGCGUCCUAACCACGGAAAUCGACCUAGAAAGCACCGCCUUACCUACUAUGGAUUCCUAUGCCCGCGGCAUCUCAAAUUUUAAGGAGGACGACAUAUACCUGGUCCCCUGCGGCAUGAGCGCCAUCUUCACAACGCACCAGACCCUGCUCAAGGCGCGCGAGCCCCGGAAGAGUAUCAACUUCGGAUUCCCCUACGUCGACACCCUUAAGAUCCUGCAGAAGUUCGGGCCCGGAGCUAUUUUUUACGGCCGCGGGUCUAGCGCCGAUCUCGAUGACCUCGAGAAGCGCCUUGAGGGCGGAGAGAAGUUCCUCGGGCUGUUUUGCGAGUUUCCCGGAAACCCUUUGCUGACUUGCCCCGACCUCGCGCGCAUCAGGCGACUCGCCGAUACAUACGACUUCGCAGUCGUCGUCGACGAGACUGUCGGCAACUUCGUGAACGUGAACGUUCUCCCCUUCGCCGACGUUGUCGUCUCCAGCCUAACGAAAAUCUUCUCAGGCGACUGCAACGUCAUGGGGGGCAGCAUCAUCCUCAACCCCAACAGCCGGUUCUACACUUCCUUGAAACAAGUCAUGACCGCCGAGUUCGAGGACACGUACUGGGCCGAAGACGUUAUCUUCAUGGAGCGCAAUAGCCGAGACUUCAUUUCGCGGAUCGAGCGCGUCAACGCCAACGCCGAGGCCAUCUGCACGGUCCUAGCCGCGCACCCCCUAGUCGCCAACGUCUACUACCCCAAGUACAACGACUCGCGGCCCAACUACGAGGCCUGUAAACUACCAUCCGGCGGGUACGGAGGCCUACUCUCGUGUACGCUUAAGACGAAGGCGCAUGCGAUGGCGUUCUACGACGCGCUGGAGACGGCCAAGGGGCCUAGCCUAGGCACGAAUUUCACGCUUACAUCACCGUAUGUAGUGCUUGCGCAUUACCAGGAGUUGGAGUGGGCGGCAAGCUUUGGGGUUAAUCCGGACUUGCUGAGGGUUAGUGUGGGAUUGGAGGAGGAUUUGGUGGAUGUUUUUACUAGGGCUUUGAAGGCGGCGGAGGAGGUGCAGGAGGAGAGUAAAUGAAUAAGGAGAGGGGGGUGGG